Castor canadensis (American beaver) is the source of this 995-nucleotide messenger RNA. It is a transcript of the gene Tmem263, whose product is annotated as transmembrane protein 263. NCBI's taxonomy places the organism in Eukaryota, Metazoa, Chordata, Mammalia, Rodentia, Castoridae. The record is from RefSeq and is a predicted model, not a curated record.
AGGAGGCGGGAGCUGAGGUGGCUGCGGAGGGGGCGGGUCGCGUCGGGCGCCACGUCCGCAGCCAGAGGCCGCCGCCGCCCGAGUCUUGAACCUCCACAGCCUUGAGGGGAUCCUCCGGAGCCCGCAGCUGUCCAGGGCUGUGUCACCGCAGCUGCCUCCCAGGCCACCUCAGCCCUCCUCGGUGCUGCCGCUGCCUCCGCCCCGGCGCCGGCUCCGACCCCGUGGAGAUCAUGAAUCAGGCAGAUAAAAAUCAACAAGAAAUGCCAUCAUACCUUAGUGAUGAACCACCAGAAGGUUCAAUGAAAGAUCAUCCACAGCAGCAGCCGGGCAUGUUGUCCCGUGUGACUGGGGGAAUAUUCAGUGUUACAAAGGGAGCUGUUGGUGCCACCAUUGGUGGUGUGGCUUGGAUUGGUGGAAAGAGCCUGGAGGUGACCAAAACAGCUGUUACAACUGUGCCUUCCAUGGGAAUAGGGCUGGUGAAAGGGGGCGUGUCUGCUGUGGCUGGAGGUGUUACAGCUGUUGGGUCUGCUGUUGUAAACAAAGUGCCCUUAACAGGAAAGAAGAAAGACAAAUCUGACUAAAAUGUGGAGGUAUACUUGCUCUCCCCAGCAUUGUGAUGCCAGUGGCAUUGGAUUGCUAACUUAUGGACCUCAACCACAUCACCUGUUUGGAUGCUUAUCUCUAAACUGCUGUGUUGAAGGUAUUGGUGGCUUUCACCUAAAGAAGAGACUAUACUAGCACAGUGUGUGAAGGUUUCUCAUACUUAAGUUCCAGCUUUUUAUCUGGUAAAUGUUACACUUACUAAGCUGUAACUGAAGAUAUGGUAUGUUAAAUAUUUACUAUAAGUCUUUCAGUUUGACUAAAAAUGUGAAAAUUGAAUUUAGUAGAUGAUCUUUACAGUUUCAGAUGUACAGUGUGCCACGUUAACUCAUACAGCCCUUAUGAAGGGGAAUCUUGAAUACAUAAACUGUACCUUUGAUGUGCCUAAUAGUUUC